AUGAGUAAUAUGCUUUCACUAACACCUCUAAAAACAACUUAUACAAUUCCAAGAGUUGGAAUAUCUUAUCAAUAUCCUAUAUACAAUAAGCAAUAUAAAAGAGAAGCAGCAUACUCUCAGCAUCAACAAACUAUUAUGACAUAUAAUACUAUACCUAAUGAUUAUUAUAUAUUAUUUGUAAAUGCUACGGAUGAAUUUAGAAAAACAAUUUACAAAUGUAUAUUUUGUGGAGAAGUAGCAUAUCAUACUUUAGCUCAUUUAUUUAAUGAUCAAUUUUGGGAGACAAAGUUUUUUGAUCAUCAUAAAAGAACAUUUGUAUUAAUAUAUAAAAGACCUUCAAAUCCUUUAAAAGAACCUGAUCUUUUAGAAGAACCCGAUCUUUUAGAUAAACCCGAUCCUUUAGAAAG
This is a messenger RNA of Funneliformis caledonium, 407 nucleotides long. Lineage: Eukaryota; Fungi; Glomeromycota; Glomeromycetes; Glomerales; Glomeraceae. The record is from the annotation of a GenBank genome assembly.